ACGCAAAUCUGCUGGAUGUUUAGUUUUACGGAGAGCGAGUACCGGAACUGGACUGUUGUCGCACAAUCCUACAACGGUUAUAUGUACACUUUCUGUCCGCGAUUAAUACAGUCGUUUAGUGGUCUGCGCCAUGGCUUUGUACGGGUGUGUCGGAGCCAUGGCUUUACCUAGCGAGCUUAUCGUCCAUAUAUUUUCAUUCUUGUCCGACCGUGACAAGCUUCGGGCCUCGUCCGUGUGCUCUCGCUGGAGGGAGUGUCUGUUUUACCCAUCGCUUUGGACGGAGCUGAAGUUGCGUGUCGGAGGUGGUGCAAACUGGGGCGGUUCUGGCUCCGAACAGACCCCAAGAUUAGAAUUUCUAAUGAGGAAGUUUGGCGCCUUCGUGCGCGAGCUACAUCUCGAGGUUGCCCCUGUGGACGGAUAUCUAAGCCCACUGAACGGAGUGGAGGGCAGGAUAGAACCUGUAGAACGCGACCCUCAAUUGCUCGAUCGCUGGAAAGACGCAAGGAUCACCUAUUUGGAACAGGUGUUGUGUGUGCUCAGAUGUAUUCGAAACAACAGAAAUCUCCAGAAGCUGAGUCUGUAUGGGGAUACCUGCAUUCUUCAGGAUGAGGGCAUUCUGGAAAGUGCCUAUCUACAGCAGGUUGACCCAGGAGGCAAGAAAAUCAAAGAGAUCCAACAGCUGUUACUAGAGGUUCUGUCUAACAGCAGGAAGAUAAAGUGGCUGUCCUCCGCCUUCAUGCAGGGCGUGGUGACCCCAUGCUCCCUGGCCUCUCUGUCCAACCCCAGCGCAGGCUCCCUGGAGCACCUCGGCUUGCUGGAUAACCAGCUGCCUUGCCUGGUCUCACCUGUGGAGCUGGAGCGGCUGGUCCACCUGCGUUCCCUGGCCCUCGACUUCUGUGACUUCACCUCUGAGUUGAGCCACCUACUGGCUAGAGGAGACCGUGCUCCUCUACACCGCCUCUCCCUGAUGCUCAACGGCGCUGCUCUGGAGGCUAAGCCGCUCGAUGGCACCGCCAGUGAGGACGACUGGAAGGCCCUGGUCCAACGCAGCGCUAACCUGCGGGUUUACGUGAUGGCACUGGAUGUGUGCAGCCAGGACCUGCUGAGGGUGCUAAAACCAAGCCUGCCCCUGGAGAGGAUCCACCUGGACAGCUACUCCACCUUGGUCACAGAUGGAACCCUGGAGCUCAUUGCCCAGCAGUACAACAAGACCCUGAGCCACUUCAUCCUGAUGAGGGAUGACACCGGCUUCCCUGACCUUGGCAUCAACCGAAACGAGGACCCACUGGUCCUACUGGCCUGGCGCUGCGUACACCUCUCUGUAUUGGUCAUCCACGGCUACACUGUGUGGUCCCACAACCUGGUGGCCAUCUCCCGUCUGCGUGGCUCCAGCCUCAAGGUCCUGGCUGUGUCCGAGGAGAGCAUUGACUUCGACCCGGACCAGAGGGUCUUCAUGGAGGGUGACCCCGUCCACAACCUGGUGAAGGAGGUGUCGCUGGGCCUGGGGCGCGUCUGGCGCCCUUCUAUGGACUCCAACCUGGUCCUCAGCGAGCCCACCCAGCACUUCCACAGGGAGAUGCAGAGCUUCAGCUUGGGCAUGUAGGCUAGUGCUGCAGCCGCCAGACCGGGCAGCCAUCUGGGUCGUGUUCAUUAGGCAUCAAACAAAAUAAAACCAGACCUAAACAAGAGGGACCCCACUUCACCAAUAAGCAAUGCAAAUUUUCUGUUACAAAAAGUUUUCCAUUGAAUGACCUAAUGAACACAACCCUGGUCUGGUCUUGCCUGCUGCACAUGCUCAGUGUUUGUCUUGGGACCUAUAAGGUGAUUAGAUCAUCUCAUUUACAUAUAUUUUAUUUUCUUCUCUAGCAUCCUUUGUGCCGUGUUUAUCAGUAUUAGCUCUAUAUAUCUAUAUAUAUCCUGCUUAUGAUUAGGAGAGUAUAGUCGAAUAAUUGUUUAGUAGCUAAAUGAGAGGUUGGUGUUGCAAGGGGGCUUUUCUACACAGCUAGCUUAGUUGUAUUGUAUUAUAAGUUUUAUUUUUUGCUUUGUGUUUUGUCUGUCAGCAAGUGCGGAGUUAUCAGUUAAUCCACCUUGGCUUUUUGCAAUGAUGGAAUCCUGUGUUCUUGUUCGUGCACAUUUUUUUUACGGGAGAUUAGUCUAGUAGUCUUCCGGCAGAAGGAGGGACCGUGCUGAUGGAGUGUGUGGUUAGGCCCCCCCCUCAGCCCAGCAAGAUCCUGUCUGCUCUUUACUUUUGUGUUUUGGAGAUGAUAUUGUUGCUAUGUUACGGGACUAAGAUCCUGCUGGUUCUUCUCAACCCAGAGGUGGGAUAUGAUAGGUUUCCACACUGACACUGAGUUUCCUACGUUCUGCUGCAGUACUUAAGUCAGGGGUUAGCGUUGCGAGUCAUACGCUGCAGUUUGCGCUCAGAAAAAUCCUCUGUCUCAGGUGGGCAAAACAUGAUUCUAUGAAGAUGGUGAUGAUGAGGAUGUAUAUACUAUGAAACAAUCAGCUAGUCUCUCAGUCUAAUGCAGUUUUCUUUUCUUCACAUUUGCCUUGGAAAACCCCUUGUUUUCUAGUAUCAGUAGUUUUUGCCAUCCAAUCUGCCCCUUUUUUACCAUGGGGUAAACAAACUUAGUCGUACAUUUGUUUUAAGAUUAAGGUGUUUAAAGAAUGGCAAAAAGCUACUCCUUGCACAUGUUUCUCUUGUUCACAGCUAUGUUCGCUGACUCCAGGGCCACAGUGUUUACCAGCUGAACGUUGGAUGGAGGGAAGCAUUUGCUUGCUUGUUCCAAAUCUCAGGAUUUUUUCACUUUCAGUAAAUUUGUCCAUUUGAAGGCUUUCUUUUAAUAAAAAGCUUUCUGUUGAUCUGCGGGCCAGUGUGCAUGGUGGUGUGACUGAAUACUGUAUACUAAUACUGUGGAAAGAGCUCUUCCAACACUACGCGGUUUUAUUUUUCUAGACGCGCCUUCUCGUAUCCUCUUAACUUUUAAAAAGGUUAACAUCCUCGAUGUGCGUCUGUGAAAAUACUUUUAAUGGCGUUUUCUGUCGUUUUAGAGCUCAGUAGUAGAGGGAAUCUGUGGUUGAUUGCUCAGUGGUAGAAUGUAAAUAUGAAGCUAACAACCUUAAUGUGUAAAGUUGUCUGCUAUCCAGAAUUCCCCUUAUAUACGCAUAUCUUUUUGUUGUUGCUUGUAAAGCUUCGGGAGCCAGUCUUGACUGAUAACGCAGUAGUGUGGGGCUUGGAAUAGGUGACCUGUGGUUGUUCUGUGCUGCUGAGAUGUUGGAGCAUUCCGGAAAAGAGGAGUGUAGGUUUCUCUUGAUCUUGUGUGAUUUGUGAAGCUGUCGGUCGGCUAUUACUAUUUGUUGUGUUCCUCCGUGCCCAUAACUUUCGUUGGUACUACCAAAGCCAGCCAUUUUAGUCAAGGAAGAGAAAUGCAGUAUGCAGAGUUCUGUAUAUUGAGGAAAAAAUAAGUUUGCCUAGAAACAGCUGGCAUCGGAUGGCAAGGUGUGUGUGUGUGUGUGUGUGUGUGUGUGAUCCAUGAUACAAACAAUGUAACGAUCAGCCUAUGGGAUCCACUACUAACCUGUUUAGUUGUGGCAGUAAGAUAUGAGCCUGCAUGCAAGGUUCCACUUGGGUUAAACUUAGUCUAUUGACCGUUGAUGCAUGAGAAGUGAUAAAGGAAUAUUGAAAUAAUAUACAUGUUAACAGAGGGAUUCUUACGUUUUUUUGUUUUUAGUACCACACCAGAGGAUGUAGAUAAUAUUCUAUAUUUGGAGUUGUUUGUGCUGAACAGGGGUAGUGUAAGACCUUUUUAGAGGAUGACAAAUGCCAGUCAAUUGUUACAAUGUGUAAAACAUCCUAAUGCUGUGCCUAAAUCCAGUGUAGCUUUCGCUCAGUUUUUUGUUUUUGUGUGUUCGUUUCCAGUUCACCAUUCAUUGUCUAGUACAGCAUUUGACUACCGUUAAAGCAUAUUUUAUUUCCACUUUUUUUUUUUGUGUGUGUAAAGUUUCAGAAGUGCAUACAUCAAAGAAUUAUCCAUAUGGUGUGCUUGAAGUAAAGCAUGGUGUACCCCUUUCUCACCAGUGAGCAGGAAACAGCCUUUCUCAUGGUUACUGUCAGUUGAGGAGAGGUGUUCCAUGCCUAAAAAAUAAAUUAAGAAAAUUAAGAAGAAUCUUUUUUCCAACAAGUCACUGGAAUAAACAAAACGUCUGUCAGCGUGUCUGCAUCGGCUGCCAAAGAUAACUGUGUGAAACGACAGUUGAUCAGCCAAAAUGUACUACUAUGACUGCUCCUCCACAAAUACUACUAGAAAUAUACCUACUGAAUAUGGGGUGAAGAUGGACCACGUGGUGCACAGCUGUGCUGUGGCUUGAUCAACAACAGAGCUCUCUCUCUCUGUUUUCAACAACAGAGCUCUUGCUCACCAGUUUCAUUGUGAAAAGUGAAUGUCAUUUAAGUAUAGAUAAAAUCAAAUUUGGUUGAUUCUUUCAGCCCUGUAUGUUGCUAUGAGACGUAAGGAACAUUCCACUGGGGAGUUAAAAACCAACAAAAUGGGCAAAUGUCUGAAUUUAAAAAAACAUUUUUUUUUAUACAUUUAAAUAUUUUUUUAGGGGUAAUUGGAGUAAAUUAGAGUAAAUGAUGCACAAUUGGUCUUUGAUGAAAAAAUGGUUUGCUGUGUGAAGUCCUAUAGAAGUGGUUGUGUAGGCCAGUCUCACUCUGCAUGUUAAAAGGCUUAGCAGUGGAGGUCUUUUCUUUUUAUACUCUGGAGAAACAUACCAUUUGGGUUAUUACAGCUUACAAAUCAGUUGGUUCCCUUUUUUUUUCUUAGCAUAAAAAAUGUCAUCACAAUCCACAUCUCUCUUGUUGAAAAGGAGGAACCUAUAUAGCGACAGUGAGCUGCUUGAGGGCAGGUCCAUCUGAGAGUUAACUGUUACCUGUAGAACCUCAUUGUGCUGCAGAAGCUACAGCUAAAUGACAUACCAGCCUUAAGAGCGUAAACGCUUGACGUCAAGAGACCUGAGUGAGGAGAAUUCUGUUUUGUUUUAUUCCAUUAUUAAAAACCAGCACCACUAUCAUAUUACAAGUUCACUGUUGUGGGGGUCAGGAGGGAGGUGAACUUAAACAUGUCACAUCUCUUAAUGGCUGGCUUGCAUUACAGCCAAGUCAAACGCAUAUAAUCCAGUGGCUUUUAUUUUUCUGUCACUUACAAAUGGAAAUAACAAUGUGAUUGUUUUAAGAUCUUGAUUCUUUGGAAGCCAAACUCUGUUUCAAAGGCUACCGUGGGUUACAGACAUGGUCUCUAUGAGACUGGCCAGCAGGCCCCAGUUUUAAGUGGUAUGAAUGUUGUGCAUUUGUUUAAAAUCAGGAUAUUUUAUUGCAAAAUAAGUCAUGCAUUACAAGUGGCCACCAUGGGGCACUAGCAGUGCUAACACCAAGGCUGUGUCCUUAUAAGCUUUCGGGGAAGAAAAUAACUGCGUAUUUGUAUAUCAAUACAUAAUGUAUACUCUUAUGCAACACAUUUAUGAAUAUUUGUAAGCUUUAAGAUGGUUUUACCAUUUUUGCUAAAUGUUGAAAUAUUUGGACAGGUGUUUUCUGUCAACUUUGUCUCAAGUGAACGCAUAGCAUUGGAUAUGUACGGUACAUCUGCAAAUGGGAACUCCACUGGUGCAGGUGUGAAAAUGUCAAGUGUAGAGAAUUUUGAUUCGAAAAAGUGAUGCAAGAUUAAAGAAGGAAAUAGCCUAAGUGACAUUGUGUAAACCUGUUGAAUGGUUCUUUUUAAACCAGUGAAUAAAAGCAUUAAACACAAA
Molecule: messenger RNA, 5802 nt
Organism: Oncorhynchus masou masou (cherry salmon)
Lineage: Eukaryota; Metazoa; Chordata; Actinopteri; Salmoniformes; Salmonidae
Product: F-box only protein 33-like
Exons: 4
Coding region: 131-1603 (490 amino acids)
Biological process (GO): positive regulation of protein ubiquitination
Molecular function (GO): protein binding
Source: RefSeq, a predicted model, not a curated record